CUUGUUGUAUCAGCCUAGAAAAUGUUGUAUAUUUAGAAUUUAAAAAGUCGUGCUAUCUGUCUUUCCGGAUAUUUACAUUAACAUUCUGUAUUCUCAUUGGGGGCAGAGUUUAAGCAUCAAAUCACAUCAUCGCCCGUUUGACGAUGGGGUUUCUUUGUAAGGUUACACUUUUAAAACUCGUAAUAAAAUUAUACUUUUAUUCAUAACCAUAUUUCAACCAUAUCAUUCGGGACUUAAAGUGACCCUGACGCUUUUAUAUACUGUGGCGUCGGGCGGACCGAAGCAUCGCGGGAGCAGAGAGACACAGACACUCGCUGGUUGAGGAAACACGUUCCUUAUUGGCGGUCCUGCAAAGGCACUCAACGAGCGCCGAGCCAAUCACACACGGGGAACACAAGGUUGUCAGACGCUGAACUUUAAGAUAGAUACACGGUGGCAAACGAAAAAGUCUGUAGCAAGUAAAAAUGCAAAAUUAAUUUGGGAAAAUAGAUCGUGUUGGACAUUUAAAUGAAUACCGAUUACACCGAUCAUUUGGAGGUUAAUUCAGGCUGUUUGCUGAGUCACUGAGCUGUACUGUAGUGUGGGAAUUCCAACAUGACCUUCAGGCUGUUUGAGGAGAAGCAUCAUGCCUCCAUCUACCAGCGCUACCGCUUUGUCCCUCCAAACACAAUCAAAGACUUAAUUCUUCAAUAUCUGGAUGAAAAAAAAGGACAGCCCCAUGUUUUGGCUGUGGACUUGGGCUGCGGCACAGGGCAGAAUUCCCGGCGACUGGCUCCUCACUUCCAGGAGGUGGUGGGGAUUGAUGUCAGUGAGAGCCAGAUAGAAGAGGCCAGAGCAGUGCCAGGUUUCCCAAAUGUCGUUUACAGGGUUGGAACUGCAGAGGAUUUACCGUUUCCAGAUAACUCAGUGGAUCUGCUGACUGCAGCUUCAGCCGCCCACUGGUUUAACCAGGAGGGGUUUUUGAAGGAGGCCUGUCGGACACUGAAGCCCAACGGCUGUAUAGCUCUAUUUGGCUACACUGACCAAGACCUGGAGCUGCAUUACGGUUCAUGUGAGGACAGACUGACCCGCAUUUAUGAGCAAACAGUUAAGUCCCUGUCGCCCUAUGUCAGCAAGCGAGUGGCUGUUGCUAACAGCAAGCUUCAGGACCUGUUUGAUGCCAUCCCUUUCCCAGACAAAAACAGAAUUGACUGUAUCCCAGUGGAAGAAGACAUCUCAGUGAGCAAUAUUGUGGGGUUCUUGGAGACCUUCUCGUACUACCAGGCUUAUCAGAAAGCAGAGCCAGAGGCGGCCAGUGCCCUGCUCACGGACACACAGGCCAAGUUCCUGGAGGCAAUGGGUGUCUCAUCCCCUGAGACCAAGAUGAAAAUACGAUUGAUUUAUUUCUGUGUAUUGGCCUGUAAAACUCAGUAGUCUGUGUGUGGGUUUCAGGCAGAUAAUAUACUUGGUGCUAUUAACAUAGCAGAUAUAUUGAACUACCUGUAGAGAUUUCUUACCUGUAGAGAGGAAUUUAUAGAAUUUCAUUUCAUAUUUAUAUUUUUUCACUCUAUCAGUCAGGCAUACAGAUAAAGCUAAAUGGUGAUUUAUAUAUUUGAUUUAAAAUUUAUUUGUGAUUUAAUCAGCUUUCAUAGUAUUUCAUAGAUUUUAUUAUUAUUAUUUUUGUCAAGAAGUGAAAUAGCAUUAAAAUCACAGAGAAAGGAACACUAUCGUAAAAUACCAAAACAUCUAAAAAGACAAGCAUUCCAGCCCGCGAGCUACCUAAGAACUAGGAAUGUAACCAUUGCAAACAAUAUUUUUCAUAGUUUUGGAACCAGUCUGAAAGGAGUUUUUCCCCCUGAAUUUUAAUGUGAAGAUUUCUUAUCAAAGUACAUUUAUAGCCCAGUAUAUAUAAACAGUGACACCAAUCUUUUUAGCCCUACCUAUCACAAUUAUUAACUGAAGUCCUCCUUACAGUUUCACCUUUUUCCAUCUGUAGUGCUUCAUGGCUAGCUCUUAAGUAAACCAUCUUGCAGAACAUCUGCUUCUGGGGAACUUCUGGUGGGGGCAGUACAUAGCUGAGCGUGUCAGAGAUCUUUGCCAAUGUUUGGAAGGUCACGGGUGGGAACAUCAUUAGAGAUUUACGAAAAGGGGGACUACACCUUUACUAAGGGUUCUGAUUUUAAUGAAAAUGAAUGAGAACACACUAUUAAAACUAAUUAGUGUACAUUUAUUUGGGGGGGGCUAUAUCCCUUUUAACACAACUGUAGCGAUGAACCAUGUCAUGAUAAACACACCUACUGUAUAGCCUAUAAUUAUUUUUCAGGCCGGUCAUAAUUUCCUUGUAAAAGUGCCUUAAAUACUAUGUGGAGUCUAACUUGCAGAGGCUGUUUCUGCCUUGCUCUGGUUCUACACACACUUGGAUGAUGUCACCUCAAUGAGUUUAGCAGGUUAGAUGUGUUUUCAGAAAUAUAAGUAUAACAGAGCCGACAGACAAUCCUGGUCUGAUCAAGUACUCUCUCUCUCCAGUGCUGGUGUACUGUAUUGGAAAACCAAAAUGUUCCCAAACUGCCUAUGACUGACUGUAACAAGCAUUAAGCCGCAAGUCAACAGUUCUAGCCAUACAGUAGAUAUAAGAAGUAUACACAUCCCUGUGAAAAUGGCAGGUUUUUGUGAUGUAAAAAAAUGAGACCACAUUAAAUAAUUUCAGAACUUUUCCUGCCUUUAAUAUGAUUAGCAGUGCUAAUCAGAACCCGCAAAAUUUAGUUAAAAACAAACAAAUCUGUUAGGGGAAAAAAAUAAAAAGUAAAAAAUGUACAAUAAGCUAGUUGCAGAAGUGUGCACACCCUUAAAUGCAUAUUUUGUUGAAGCACCUUUUGAUUGAAUUACAGUAUUCGGUCUUUUUGCCAUCAAUUAAAGUGACUGAUUAACCUCAAAUACAGUUCAACUGUCCUAGUAGGAUUUUCCUGACAUUUAAUCAGUUGCAUUCUACUGCAAAAGCCAUGGUUCACAGAGAGCUUACUAAGCAUCAAAGGAAUCUCAUUGUUGAAAGGUAUCAAAUUAAAAGGUAUUUAAAAAGAAAAUUGGGGGUUCAGACCUUGUUGUUUCUACUGCUGACGUUUCACUCACCCCAUUCAGUUCAUGGUUGGGCACUUAUAUGAUGGUACUUAUCUGAUGGUCACCACAUAGGAUUAUUGGAAGGGGGCUGAGUCAAGCUUACCCAAACCCACAGCUCCACGCACUACAAUAUUUUCAACAUACCUGUACCAAAAUGCACCUCCUACAGAGCUAAAGUUGCAUCCAAUGCACAGCUAUACCUGGACAAUGAGAGGUAUCCACCCAGCCUGGCGGAUCAAUCCCACAAUGCAUUGUAGACACCCAAGCUCAAUUGGUAUUUCUUCUGUGGAACUGCUUUGUCAAUUUUAUAAAAAGAUGAAAAGGGCAAUAAUACCAAAAAAAAACACUCAUCCACUUGAUCAAUGCAGGGUCACAGUGAGCCAGGAGCCAAUCCCACUAGGAGUCUCUCAACUGAAGUGUAUUUGCACAUAUCUCUGUUACUCACGUCACACAUUUAACAGAUUUUCUACAAUAUUUAAAAGAUAAAUUGACUAACUGAAGAAAGGGUAUGUGGGAAAUGAGGAUUGGGUUGGUGUACCUACUACGCUAAUAACACACUAGGGACUUGAAUAUUUUUGCCUAAGGGAUUAAUUAAUGAUUCUACUAACAACUGCGGAAGAUUACCAGUGCUAAUGAGAACAUGAUUAAUGGUGAAAUUAAUAAUAUCUGGUAGCAAACUGUAAUAUUUAAGUAAUGAGAACUUUGCCUGUGAUCUCAGUUUCAGUGAGGUAACUGCCAUUCCAUGCAGUUUAUGGAGGUAUUUGUCAUGUAUUUAUUCACCAAGAAUAGGGUAAAAUAAACACAUGAAAAUAGGCAAAAUCUGAAAUUCUGUAUGAAUCCACAUUCCUCAUAAGACCCACACUGGCAAAAUAUUUCAUGCUUCAUAUGCCUAAUGUUUUGAGUGAAAAAUUACCAACAAUUGCUUUGCUACAUUAUGUAAUUAUUCUUUCUAUUUUGCUGGUGAGCGGUGAUCUUUAACAAAGCCACACCAAACUCAAGCAGCACAGGUGUCAUAGCAUAAUUAAAAGGCAUUCUCUAUACAUUUAUGUUAAUUGUAAUGUCUGUUUUAAUUUUCAUAUAUGUAACAGAAAAUAUUAAUAAAGCAUUGUCACUUA
This is a messenger RNA of Paramormyrops kingsleyae, 4208 nucleotides long. Its product is annotated as putative methyltransferase DDB_G0268948. Gene Ontology annotation, molecular function: S-adenosylmethionine-dependent methyltransferase activity. The record is from RefSeq and is a predicted model, not a curated record. NCBI's taxonomy places the organism in Eukaryota, Metazoa, Chordata, Actinopteri, Osteoglossiformes, Mormyridae.